Molecule: messenger RNA, 2510 nt
Organism: Alternaria alternata
Lineage: Eukaryota; Fungi; Ascomycota; Dothideomycetes; Pleosporales; Pleosporaceae
Product: DUF254-domain-containing protein
Exons: 4
Coding region: 436-2427 (663 amino acids)
Biological process (GO): protein targeting to vacuole; vesicle-mediated transport
Cellular component (GO): Mon1-Ccz1 complex; fungal-type vacuole membrane
Source: RefSeq, a predicted model, not a curated record
GCUGAGUACGAGACGGCGAUAGGAAACCAAAGACAAGCGUGGGGUAGGUCAGCGAUGGUGGUGGUGGUGGUGUUGUCGGUGAAGUACAUCAGAGCUCAGAAAUGGGCAUGGCGGGUGAGACGUGCAUAUAGGAGCUAUUUGUGGGGUCCGGUGAACAACAAGCACAUGUAUGAGGUGACGGCCUGGCACGGAUAGUGCACUUCCGCGCAUUUUGUUUAUGCAGAGGUGUCUCUAGAGGCGAAAUGGUAGUCAGACAACCCUCUAGUCGACCAUCCGGUGUCGAUGACAGCGCAGCAACGUCAUUGGUCCAUGCGUGAUGGAUCACCUGGGUAAGCGUCACGAUCACCGAGCUUCGCGACAUGCACGCCUCUGUUGACGCGCCAUGUCAUAACAAACAACAAUCCGCUGUGUGGAUGACCCUCGCCCGCUGUCUUGAUGGCCGAGACUGGGAACGCUGAGCCCCAGACGCCGAUCUCUGAGGGGCCCAGCUCGCCCACGACGCCGACGCAGAAGAGCAGCAAUGGUUCGGCCAAGUCGAUGACAGGGGAGCCGAUUGAGCAGCAGGACUUUGCCAAUCCGACGCUCAGUAUAAUACAAAGCUUUUCGCGCAGCACCUCUACAGGCUCGCUGGCGUCAAAAGAAGAAGCCCCGCCGCCGCUGCCACCACGACCCGGACUCGGUCUGCUUUCACGACCCUCGACGUCGCACUCUACAGCGCCCGGAAGACCACAGCUCCUUUCCAAAGCCACCACACAGCUGUCCGUGGCGAGGACACAGGCAUUUGCCACAGACGCCAAAGAUGAGUCGCCAACGUCUUCUGGGCCCAAGCCGCGCGACGUCCUGGGCGCAAACCUAGGCUCUCAUAACCUCAGCGACGCCGACGACAGCGCGAGCAUACGCAGCUAUGCGCCAACGAUAGAGGCAGCAGGGUACCAGGAGAGCAUACUGGGCGAAGUCAUGGGCCAGGUUGAAAAGUCGGAGCAAGAGAAGUCGCUGCUCAGGACAUUGGGUCACAAAUUCGUCGAUGCCGAAGCGCAGAGCAUGUUUCCCCCAGAUCCGUAUUUCGAGGCAGCUUUCCAUCGCGAGUUUGACGACGUCGACGACAUGGCUAUGGACGGAUCGAACGAAGAAGCCGUGAUGCACCAGUGGCGCGCAAAGCUGAAGCAUUUCCUCAUCCUCUCGAGUGCCGGCAAACCUAUAUAUAGCCGACACGGCGACGACCAGCUCAUCACAAACUACAUCGGCGUCGUACAGACCAUCAUAUCCUUCUACCAAUCCACCAACGAUACAUUGAGAGGUUUCACAGCGGGACAUGUACGCUUCGUCGUCAUGUCAAAGGGCCCGCUCAACCUGGUCGCCAUCACACGGCUUCCAGAGAGCGACUCUCAGCUUCGGUCGCAGCUGGAAGCACUCUACAUGCAGAUCCUAUCCACCCUUACCCUUCCUAGUAUGGAGCGCAUGUUUGCUGCACGCGCCAAUUACGAUCUCCGUAGACCGCUGCAGGGCACGGAGACGCUACUAUCAGCGCUUGCAGAUGGCUUCACAAGAGGCUCACCAUCGACAUUGCUCUCCGCUCUCGAGUGUCUCAAGCUUCGCAAAUCCCACCGCACCACCAUCAACAACACCCUCUUGAAAACCCGCUCCGACAACCUGCUCUACGGUCUCUUGGUAGCAUCCGGAAAGCUCGUGUCCGUUGUCCGACCCAAGAAACAUAGUCUACACCCCGGCGACCUCCACCUGAUCUUCAACAUGCUCUUCGAAGCUGGCAGCGUCAAGGCUGGGGGUGGAGAAAACUGGAUCCCACUAUGCUUACCAGGCUUCAACAACACCGGUUACUUGUACAUGUACGUCAGCUUCCUCAACCUAGAACACCCAACGGAGCAGAUGCAAGAGCGACCUCGCACGAGCGACGGCGCGGACGAUGAGGUCGCGGUCCUCCUGAUUAGUGCGGAGAAGGAAAGCUUCUUCGAGCUUAGACGUAUGAGGGAUGAUUUAGUCGAGAACUUGCAGCGCAAUGGAUCCAUUGAGGCUAUACGUACAGCGGUCCAGCAAGGGCGUCCCACUUGCACGGAUAUCGUGCCCGGGAGUCCGUUGAGACACUUUCUGUACAAGUCAAGGGGUAACGUGCAGUUUACCAUGCCGAGUUACACACCGUAUUUUGAAGAUGACUUGGAAAGGAGACGAUUGAUCAACCUCUACAGCAAACUCCAUAGUAACGUGCACAACAAGCCAUCAACGCUCAAGGUGCAUCAUGAGACGAACACGACGUGUAUAGCGUUGGCGUGGAGUACACCGCUGUUUGAACUAUAUGCUGUUGCACCGGCCAAUACAUCGAGGGCUGCGCUGGCGCAGAGUGCGAAUAAAGUCAUUCAGUGGGUGCGACGAGAAGAAGAAAGGGUAUUCAUUAUAGGAGGCGCUGUGUUCUGAUAGAUCAUCCAUGCAAGGUAAGAAGAACCACGGCGCUAUAAUACCCAUCAAUGCAGAAAAUCAUAAGAGUAUGUGUAAUACAC